Arachis ipaensis is the source of this 1026-nucleotide messenger RNA. The record is from RefSeq and is a predicted model, not a curated record. Lineage: Eukaryota; Viridiplantae; Streptophyta; Magnoliopsida; Fabales; Fabaceae.
AUGGCUGCAGCUAUGCAGGCAACAGCUGAUGCACUGGGUAAUCAGAUAAAUCAGGGUAAUCAUGGGAACAAUAAUGAUGAGGACGGUCCUAUGACACUUGCUACAUUUCUGAAAGUUCGCCCUCCAACUUUUAGGGGAACCUCAAAUCCUACUGACGCAGAUAAUUGGAUUCAGGCUAUGGAAAGGGCGUUACAGGCACAACAGGUUCCUGAAGAGCAAUGGGUUGAAUUUGGGACUUAUCAGUUGCAAGGUGCGCCUGAAGAUUUUGCUGAAUGGAAGUGUAUUAAAUAUGAGGGAGGUCUUCGGAGCGAUAUUCUGAGCUUCGUUGCCCCAAUAGAGAUUAGGGUGUUUUCUGAAUUGGUGAAUAAGAGUAGGGUGGCUGAGGAUUGUGUGAGGAAGGCGGCAGCAGAGAAAGGGAGUUUGAGGAUGCCUUUUCAGAGGCCUUUAGGGAGGAACUUUGCUCCGAGAGGUAGGAAUUUCAAGCGUGGAGGCUUUGUUCCGCAGCAGACUCAGGGUCAGGGUAAUUAUAGAAGGCCGAAUAUUACUGCUAAUCAAGGAAAAAGGUUUGGGAAGCAGCCACAGCAGGAUCUAAAUUGUCAGAAGUGUGGAAAAUAUCAUCCUGGAGUUCCGUGUAGAUUAGGACUUGGAGUGUGCUAUUCCUGUGGACAGCCCGGGCAUAUAGCCAGUAAUUGCCCUGAGAAGAAGAAGUAUGAGACUGGUAGGGUGCAACAGCCGGGGAGAGUAUACACUACUUCUACCAUUGGUGCUGAGGGAUCUAAGACACUUAUUAGAGGAAAAGCGAACGUUGUGGCGGACGCUUUGAAUCGGAAGUCUUUAUAUGCAGCUUGGAUGAUGCUACGGGAGGAAGAGUUACUGAAGGCAUUUCAAGCAGUUGAACAGGGAAAACAGUGGAGAAUGUCAGAAGGUCAUGAUGGUUUAUGGAGGUUCAAGAACCGGAUUAUUGUGCCUGAUGUUGGAGACCUACGACAAAGUAUCUUGAAGCUUGAAGGAAAGAACGGGUUUUAA